AUGUCAGCCAUCCACAACCAGCUCCAGCAAGGCGCCGUCCCCAACUCUAUAUCCAACGUCUGCCCCCAAGGCACUAAGUUUCACGUCUUGGAGGUCGGUUGGCUUGAGUGUGACGAAGGUUUCGUCAUCCGAGGUGGCAACACCAGCUUCAAGAGCAACGAGGGUGAGGCCUUCGUCAACAAACGUCGCCAAAUGCCUAUGUACUGUAUCCUGGUCGAGCAUCCACACGAGGGCCUCAUACUCUGGGAGACAGGGUGUGGGAAGGACUAUCCACAAGUUUGGGGUCCGGCUAUCUCCGAUAUCUUCUCUCGAGUCCGGUAUGAGCCUCAGCACGAGCUCCGUGCCGCUGUGGAGGCCACCGGGAACAGUAUUGAAGAUAUCAAGAAGAUCAUAAUCGGGCAUCUCCAUAUGGAUCACGCCGGAGGUCUGACAGAGUUUGCAGGUAGGAAGGAUGUCGAGAUCUGGGUCCAUGAUAGGGAACUCCGAGGAGCAUUUUGGUCUGUGGCUACAGGGGCUGAUGCGGGUGUCUACCUGCCGCAUUAUCUUGAUUUGACAUUGAACUGGAAAACUUUCGACGACCAGACCUUCGACUUCUGUCAGGGCAUCACUCUCCACCAUUUACCCGGGCAUACAGAUGGCCUUAUCGGAAUGCAAAUCAAUAUGCCUGAGACAGGAACAUUCUUUUUUAUCAGUGACCACUGUCAUGUCAUUGAGAACGUAAGUAAAUUGUUCUUUAUCUUCCAAAAUCCAUCCUCCUCCAACAUCGGGCUGACAAGCGGGAGUGGCGAGACGGCAUCCCACAAGGAUGGCUCGCCCGUGAUCAUCCAGCCUGGUUCAGAAGCACGCAGCGACUUAAGCAUCUGGAGCGAAUUACACGGGGCCAGGUUAUCCCGGGCCAUGACAAGGAGACAUUCCUGGCGCUGCAGAGGCAGGCGAAAAUAUUCACUUAGUGCUCGUCUAGCUAGCUACCUUACUUGCGUUUCUCCAAAACAUCAUACCGUGCCUACUGCGAUCCCUGAUUUGGAUGGUCAUAUGCGGCAGCAGAUUUUUUCGUGCAUAUCAGCUGCAAAGCUGUCUUUCAAUCCGAAGCAAGGCGCAACAGUAUUUACCGGAGUGGAUGCAGAAUUCGAAAAUCUCUUCCAAGCCAUUAUCUAA
Messenger RNA from Aspergillus fischeri NRRL 181, 1155 nucleotides. Its product is annotated as N-acyl homoserine lactonase family protein. Lineage: Eukaryota; Fungi; Ascomycota; Eurotiomycetes; Eurotiales; Aspergillaceae. The record is from RefSeq and is a predicted model, not a curated record. The coding region runs from base 1 to 1155 and encodes 384 amino acids. The transcript is spliced from 2 exons.